GCUGGAAAAUGCCCCUUUUGCCUGGGGGGAAGCCCUGGGGCGUCCGGGUUGACUCUUCUUGCCGCCCUUUGACAUGCCAAAGCAUCUGCCUGUGAUGAGCAACAGUUGGCAGGGCUGGUUUCCUGCCCCAGCCCAUCAGCAUGAAGGUUUUCCGCAGGAAGGCGCUGGUGCUCUGCUUGGGCUAUGUGCUGCUGCUUCUCCUCACCAUGCUCAACUUGCUGGACUACAAGUGGCACAAGGGGCCGCAGCAGUGCAGCGAACCUUCCCUGGCCCGGCGCACUCCGUAUCCGCAGCAGCUGCCUUACUAUGCCUCCCAGUCCCGCUCGGACACUCGUGCUCUCUAUGGGCCUCCCGUGCCCCCUGCCCGCAAGCGGCAGUUGGUCUACGUUUUCACCACCUGGCGUUCAGGUUCGUCCUUCUUUGGGGAGCUCUUCAACCAGAAUCCAGAAGUCUUCUUUCUUUACGAGCCAGUGUGGCAUGUCUGGCAGAAGCUGUAUCCGGGUGAUGCCGUCUCCCUGCAGGGGGCAGCCAGGGACAUGCUGAGCUCUCUCUACCACUGUGAUCUGUCUGUCUUCCAGCUCUAUAGCACAGCAGGGGCUGGGAAGAACCUCACCACUUUGGGCAUCUUUGGGGCGGCCACCAACAAGGUGAUUUGUUCUUUGCCCCUGUGCCCGGCCUACCGCAAGGAAGUGGUUGGCAUGGUGGAUGACAAAGUGUGCAAGAAGUGCCCGCCGCAACAACUCAGCCUCUUCCAGGAAGAGUGCCUCAAGUACCACACCCUGGUCAUCAAAGGGGUGCGUGUCUUCGACCUGACGGUACUGGCACCACUCAUGCAGGACCCUUCUUUGGCUCUUAAAGUCAUCCACCUGGUCCGGGACCCCAGAGCAGUGGCUAGCUCGAGGAUCAAAUCCCGCCACGGGCUCAUCCGUGAGAGCUUGCAGGUCGUGAGGAGCAGAGACCCCCGCAUCCAUCGCAUGCCCUUCUUGGAUGCGGGCCACAAACUGAACAGCAAGAAGGAGGGGGGAGGGGGCUCAGACUACCAUGCUUUAGGGGCCAUGGAGGUGAUCUGUAGCAGCAUGGCAAAGACCCUACAGACUGCCUUGCGCCCGCCUGACUGGCUCAAGGGUAAUUACAUGGCUGUCCGCUAUGAGGACCUGGUGGUGGACCCCAUCAAGACUUUACGACAGGUGUACGGGUUUGUCAACCUGGUGGUGAGCCCUGAGAUGGAGAAGUUUGCCCUUAACAUGACCAGUGGGCCUGGGUACUCCUCCAAGCCCUUUGUGGUCUCUGCCAGGAAUGCUAGCCAGGCAGUGAAUGCUUGGAGGACAGCAUUGAGCUUUCAGCAGAUUAGGCAAGUGGAGGAGUAUUGCCACCAGCCCAUGUCCAUUCUCGGGUAUGAGAGAGUCAGCAGUCCAGAAGAAGUAAAGGACCUCAGCAAAACCUUGCUCAGGAAGCCGAGGUUGUGAAGGGGCAGUUCACCCAAAGUGACUGACUGAGAACUUAACUGGCAACUUUUGCAGAUUUGCAUUUGAGAUAGGGAGGGAGUGUAAGGUGGGGAUCUUACAGACACUCUGUCCAGGAAGGUCAUUUUGAUCCUCACGAAAGACUACUCAGUCACACACAUUUAUGUUUUGGCUUUGCCGGGGUGCCAGUCAUAUAAACACACACACACAUCAGCAAGUAUUUGUAAGGCCUCUUUUCUCUACAGAGGUGCAAAACACACUAUUCAGUAUGACCCAGAAUCUUUACAUACAAUGUUGUGAUGGUGAUCAUGGCGGACUUGCAUAAUUGUCAAGGUAUCAUUUUUUGGAACGGGGAGGGCAGAAUUGGGGGAUAAAUGAGUAAAAUGUGGAGGAUUGGACUUUUGUAUAAAUGUUUAAAUGUGAUCUUAAUAAAGAAAUAAAUUAAAA
Messenger RNA from Heteronotia binoei (common prickly gecko), 1910 nucleotides. It is a transcript of the gene CHST2, whose product is annotated as carbohydrate sulfotransferase 2. Gene Ontology annotation, cellular component: Golgi membrane. Lineage: Eukaryota; Metazoa; Chordata; Lepidosauria; Squamata; Gekkonidae. The transcript has a single exon. The coding region runs from base 141 to 1466 and encodes 441 amino acids. Gene Ontology annotation, molecular function: N-acetylglucosamine 6-O-sulfotransferase activity. The record is from RefSeq and is a predicted model, not a curated record. Gene Ontology annotation, biological process: N-acetylglucosamine metabolic process; carbohydrate metabolic process; sulfur compound metabolic process.